GUUUAGUGUCAUCACAUUAUUUAACUAAUAUAAAAAAAUUAUAUAUUUAUUGACAUCAUGGGGUUGCAAAAUGUCCAGUGAAUGACGGAAUGCAGGCUCCAAAAGAAUAGAGCCAUUGUCAUCACAGUAAGACAGGUUUUGUAAUCGUCGUCUCAGAUCACCAGAAAAUCAUACAAUAUUCUGUGGCGUGUUCUGGCUGAAAUAUAUGUAAAAUGUUUGACAGCAAUACAUCAACAUCAACGGCCAACGCGUCAGUAACUGACACGGACCAUAAUAAUGUUGGAUUAAUUUUCACUAAUAUGUUUAUAUUCAUAUUGUCAGUAUUAACCAUUGGUGGAAAUGCUUUAACAAUUGCUGUAUUCUCAAAGGACGCAUCGCUUCGUAACAACCCACAGAGCAACCGGCAUAUCAUGAGCCUAGCCGUAGCUGAUCUUGGUGUUGGACUAUUCCCUUUGCCACUGAUGAUUAUUAUUAACAUUGUAGACUACUGGCCGUUUGGAAUUUAUUUCUGUAUGAUCAAGUCCAUAGUGGAAGGAACCCUUCUAAUCGUUACCAUCUUUACCAUUGCGUUUAUCAGUUUCGAUCGUUAUUUGCUUGUCCACAAGGAGUAUCCAAAUUAUCUGAAGAGUCAGACACGGCUACGCGUUAACCUCCAGAUUGCCUUUACUUGGACGUGUUCAGUUGUCAUAAUGGUAACAAACGAAAUACUUUAUUUCUACAAAGUGGGCUUUGGUGUCAUUGACAAUUUGUAUUGCAACUUCCAUACCAACCCCGACACAUUGUUAACCAUAAUACUUCUUGUAUUUUUACUUUUUAUCCCAAUGUCUGCUAUUGCUUAUUUCAACACAAGUACAUUUUUAAAAAUACGGAAGCGUAUACUCCAGAGACGGAAAAUAGGCGUCGAUCAGACACAUAAUGUGAAAAACACGUCGACGGUUCAUGAACAACCAUUAGGCCUAAGCCAUGGUGAAGCAAAUACAAGUAAAGACGCGAAUUAUGCCAACUUCAGCGAAACUAACCGAGACCGCACCCAAAACUCUCAAACUAGGACAAGAACAAGAUUAGAUGUUCCAAGUCCACAUGCAGGAAACAGCCAAUCAAAAGAUGCCAGUUUCAAAAGAAGAUAUAUCCGUCCUGCUGUAAUGAUGGGUGUGUUAUUAUCCACUUUUUUGAUCUGCUGGGCUCCACUUGGUUUAACUGGUGUUCUUAAGAAUUUUAUAGUAGUAUUUGAGGACCCCAGAGAUUGGAAGUGGAUACAGCUUUGUAUGUACAUGGACUCAGUGUUCAACCCGCUACUCUACGCCAUAAUAAACAAGAAGAUUCGGAUAGCUAUGAUAAAAUGCUUAAAGAGAAAUUGAAUGCCGAAGUAGACCAUUCAUUGAAUUAAUUAAUUGUUUGGUUUUAUCAAGAAUGGAUCGAUUUUAAUUUGUGAAUGAUUUUUCAAGAAUUGAUGGUGAGGGAGAGACCUAUUUUGCAGUGUACUGUACUGUACCUGUAUGUUUAUGUGGUUCUUGUUAAUGGUACC
Molecule: messenger RNA, 1525 nt
Organism: Anneissia japonica
Lineage: Eukaryota; Metazoa; Echinodermata; Crinoidea; Comatulida; Comatulidae
Product: probable G-protein coupled receptor No18
Exons: 2
Coding region: 213-1358 (381 amino acids)
Biological process (GO): adenylate cyclase-activating adrenergic receptor signaling pathway
Cellular component (GO): membrane
Molecular function (GO): G protein-coupled receptor activity
Source: RefSeq, a predicted model, not a curated record